This is a messenger RNA of Gambusia affinis (western mosquitofish), 1314 nucleotides long. RefSeq names its product HAUS augmin-like complex, subunit 7 (gene haus7). The record is from RefSeq and is a predicted model, not a curated record. Gene Ontology annotation, cellular component: HAUS complex. Gene Ontology annotation, biological process: spindle assembly; centrosome cycle. Gene Ontology annotation, molecular function: microtubule minus-end binding. NCBI's taxonomy places the organism in Eukaryota, Metazoa, Chordata, Actinopteri, Cyprinodontiformes, Poeciliidae. Bases 47 to 1030 code for a protein of 327 amino acids. The transcript has 9 exons.
UAGAACCAAAGAAGAAGAAGGUGGAGGACUGCGAUUCAGUGAGAAAAUGGCGGGUGGUUUGACAGAGAAGCAGUUUGCUCACCGUGUUUAUGACUCACUGCAGGCUUUGUCGUGUCCCUUGGUGCAGGACCUGCACCUGCAGGAGGAGGAGAGCAUGCUGGAGCUGCUCUGCCGCCCCUCUCCGCUCCGCACAGACAUCCUGACAUGGAUCUGCCGCAGAAUCAACCCCAAGUUUGGAACUUCUGGAGCAAUGUCUGCAGAGUCCAAGGAUCCUGACGGCUUAGAGAAAAAAAUGGCUGCGAUGGGUCAGGAGCUGAUGCUGUGCAAAGCAGAUGACUUGGAUCUGAUCCAGGGUAAAGCCAGCCCUCAGCGACAGCUUGGCCUCCUGGAGCAACUGUUGUCUCUUGUUGCCGGUUCUGCUGGCCACAGAACCGACGUAGAGCCGCUGCUGUGUGAGGUUUUUGCUGCAGAGAACCUGCCUCACCUCAGACAGAUGCUCCAGCCGGCGCUGGAUCCCUGGCCUGCUCACAUCGAAGCUCUGUAUGAAGUCCCAGAGUCGGCUCCUAAGCCAGGAGAAGAGUUUCCAGAUGUUUCUGACCUCCUGCAGUCCGCUCAGACACAACUGGAGCAGCUGCAGUCCAAGUGUGACUUCCUGGACGGCGCCGAGGAGAACCCGGCUGCUCUCUCGCCGCGCUCGCUGCGGUUGGCAGCAGGCGACCUCCAGCAGCAGAUGAUGACCUUCAGUCAUCUGUACGAGACGGACCUGAGGAUCUACUGCAGCAGAGAACCACCGAGGUUCAGCUCAGAGACCCACCUCUUCCAGAGGGUGCAGCAGCAGCUGCUGGCCUGCAACACAGAGCUGGAAAUGCAGAAGGAAAUCUGUGAAGCUUCAGGGCGUGUGAGUGAGGAGGUGAAAGGUCUACAGACACAACCUCGCUACUGGAGCAGAGGAGAGAAACGCACCCUCCCGGAUCAACUGGAGGAGAUCAGCCAGCGCGUUGAGAACAUGGGCUCACAGCGCCACACCUGACCAUCAUCAUCAUCAUCAUCAUCACAGCGCUGACAUGGAGCAGAUCCUGAAACCCUGAUCAGGAUCAGCUGCUCAGUCUGAAGCCAUGCAGUGAGAGGAACAUGAGCAGACUGGUGAAGAUUUGAAAAGGUUAACAUCAUCAUGAGUUAUGCGCUGCUUUUCGCUGUCAACUCAAUUCAACUUUCAGAGCUCCCAAUUUAACAGACAUCCUGGGCCACUCAGGACUCUGCAACUUGUAAAUAAUUGUAUAUAUCACUAUAUGAAAGUAAAGAUUUGAAGUUUGA